AAUCUCAAUAACAAAGACGAGAUUAGGGUGUAGACUUGUCCGUUCCCAUUAACAUGCAGAAGAGAGCUUUGAGCUAGUCAGUUAUUUACUAAACUUGCCUGGCUUUACAGUGAAUGAACUUCACUUGGAUCUAGCUAGUAUGUUUAUAAAGGGAAAAUUAGUGUUUUUCAGAAGUAUAAUCUUGUCUUGAAUGUUUAGAUUGAACCUUGAAGCAUUAGCGGUAAUAACUAGUAUAACUACAACACAAGCAUGCACUGGCAUGUCAAACUUACUCUCCCACUGUCUCCUCCCUCUUUGGCUCUGUUUAUAAAGCCCACAGUUGUCCGCUGCUCUUGUGUUUGUCCUGAAAGGACUCUGUCAUCAUGUGGACGACUCUCGUGAAGUUAGACCUGACCUCUGUAGGUCUGGCUCUGUUUUUGGGCUUGAUCUUUCUGGUUCUGUUUGAGAUCUUCAGGAUUAAUUCCUACAAAGGUCAAACUCCUCCUGGUCCCAGACCUCUGCCUUUUGUGGGUACCAUACCACAAUUUUUAAAGAACCCAAUGGAGUUCCUGAGAUCAAUGCCUCAGUAUGGAGAGAUGACCACUUUGUAUCUCGGGAGGAAGCCAGCGAUACUCCUCAACACAAUCCAGGUCACGAAGGAAGCCCUGGUCCAAAAUGGUUCAUCUUUUUCAGGAAGGCCGCCUGUACCAGUUUUAAACUGGAUUACUAAUGGAUAUGGUAUAAUAAUGGUCACGUUUGGUCACGCCUGGAGGCAGCAGAGACGGUUUGCUCUGCACACGCUCAGGAACUUUGGCCUUGGAAGGAAGUCUGUGGAGGAACGCGUGACAGAGGAAAGCAGUUACCUGCUUUCUGAAAUGCUCAAAUCAGAAGGCAAGCCUUUCGACCCUCAACAUGCAAUAUACAAUGCUGUUUCCAACAUUAUCUGUUCCAUCGUGUUUGGGGAUCGGUUCGACUAUGAUAACAAGCGCUUCGCAUACCUUCUGGAAAUCCUGAAGGAGAACGUCAAUCGUACAGGAUCACUUGUUGGGCAGGUGUUUAACUUGCUUCCCAUCAUCAAAUAUUUCCCAGGGCCACACCAGAAAAUCUAUCAGAAUGGCGAAGAGUUGAAGGAUUUCUUCAGGGAAGCGGUCAAAGCACACCGAGAAACUCUGGAUCCAGACAGUCCUCGAGACUACAUUGAUGCCUACCUGCUGGAGAUUGAGAAACAAAAGUCCAUCGAGGACUCUACGUUUCAUGAGGAGAACAUGGUUAUGUCAGUAGCUGAUUUGUUCCUGGCUGGAACCGACACCACAUCGACCACCAUCAGAUGGGGGCUCAUCUACUUGACACAAAACCCAGAUGUACAAGAGCGAUGUCAUGAGGAGAUUGUUCGGGUACUGGGUUACGACCGCAUGCCCAGCAUGGAUGACCGUGACAAACUACCGUACACCAACGCCACUGUUCAUGAGUUUCAGCGCUUUGGCAACAUUGUACCCACUAACCUGAUGCAUGAAACAACUCAGCCCACAAAACUACGAGGAUACGACAUUCCCAAGGGCACCGAGAUACUGACCAACUUAACAGCAAUUUUAACUAAUAAGGAGCACUGGAAGUAUCCAGACACUUUUAACCCAGAGAAUUUCUUAGACGAUAACGGACAUUUCUUCAAACCAGAGUCUUUCAUCCCUUUCUCCUUGGGUCCGAGGGUGUGUCUCGGUGAGACCCUGGCGAAGAUGGAGCUCUUCGUCUUCAUCACUUCUCUCUUGCAGCGGAUUCGUUUCUCCUGGCCACCUGGUGUGCAGAAGCCAGACAUGAAUGGGAUUGUCAGUUUGGUCCGCUCUCCUGAGCCAUACGACAUCAUCUGCCACAGCAGAGGCUCCUAAGAUUGACCAUCAGUAAUCUUUCUGACAUUAAAGAGAUAGUUCACCCAAAAAUGAAAAUUAUCGCAUGAUUUACUCACCCUCAAGACAUCCUAGGUGUAUAUGAUUAUCUUCUUUCAGAUGAACACAAUCAGAGUUGUAUUAAAAAAUAUCCUUGCUCUUUCAGGCUUUAUAAUGGUAGUGAACGGGGCGUGAGAUUUUGAAACCCCAAAUAAAUGCAUCCAUCCAUCAUAAAAAUAAUCCAUACGGCUCAAGAGAGUUAAUAACGGCCUUCUGAAACAAAGCGAUGUUUUUUUUGUAAGAAAAAAUAUAUACAUAUUUAAAACAUUAAAAACUAAAAUAACUAGCUUUCUGCAGACGGCCUACACAAGCCGACUUGUGUCACAAGAGUAACCCGUGGCGCGAUGUAUGACGCAUAAUGUAGGAGUAUCUCGCGGUUCAAACAAAUAUGGCUCAAGCUCCUCUUCUCUUGUAUCGAAAUCCUCUGACAUUUCUCUUUAACAUUUCUCAUUUUAGACUUCUAAUUCGUGACCAGUGUUUUGUUUUGCUCUAUCCUCUGUGCUUCCGCAUUCGUUCGUCAGUAAGUCAUGAGGUUAUUUAAUUCUUCAGAGGUUACUCUUCCACUGUAAGUCGAUUUGUGUAGGCCAUCUGCUGGAAGCUAGUUAUUAUAGUUUAUAAAGUUUUAAAGGGGACCUAUUAUGCCCCUUUUACAAGAUGUAAUAUAAGUCUCUGGUGUCCCCAGAAUGUGUCUGUGAAGUUUCAGCUCAAAAUACCCCACAGAUCAUUUAUUAUAGCUUGUCAAAUUUGCCCCUAUUUGGGUGUGAGCAAAAACACACCAUUUUUGUGUGUGUCCCUUUAAAUGCAAAUGAGCUGCUGCUCCCAGCCACUUUCCAGAAGAGGGCGGAGCUUUAACAGCUCACGCUUCGGUUGCUCAACAACAACAAAGCUGGAGAAUCUCACGCAGCCAAAAUGAGGAUUGUCAGUAACUGUUCAUCCUUACAUUUGUUGCGUGUUCUCAGGGCUGGGGUUUAUGUAAAUUUUAGGAUUAGUGAUGUCACUAACCCGGGAAGAAGCGUUUGUCGUCCUUAAACAGAGAAAAUAUCUCCCUAUGCAUUGAACUUUGAGCGUCGUAACUUUGCAGAUGUAUGCUCAAACAGCAACAUUACACACUAACUAAAGUUAAAAAAGUGAAAUCAUAAUCAAAGACCCCUUUAAAUAUGGAUAUUUUUCUUACAAAAACCCAUCGCUUCGCUUCAGAAGGCCUUUAUUAAUUCCCUGAAGUCAUAUGGAUUACUUUUAUGAUGGAUGAAUGCACUUUUUCAGACUUCAAAAUCUUGAGCCCCAUUAUAAAGCUUGGAAGAGUCAAGAUAUUUUAUAAUAUAACUCUGACUGUUUUAAUCUGAAAGAAGAUAGUCAUUUACACCUAGGAUGGCUUGAGGGUGAGUAAAUCAUGGUAUACUUUCCAUUUUUGGGUGAACUACCCCUUUAAGGGAGUUUCCAAAGCUUUUGUAGCUGUUUUAGACAGCUUUUUUAUCUAAGGAAUUAUAUUUUAGUUUAAUAGUUAUGGUUUUGAAAAAAAGAUGCUGUACUAUUUGUUGUAAAGUGUAGAAUCUGAUAUGACAAUAAAUGACUGCAGUGAUGUAA
This is a messenger RNA of Ctenopharyngodon idella (grass carp), 3503 nucleotides long. Its product is annotated as cytochrome P450 2B19-like. Lineage: Eukaryota; Metazoa; Chordata; Actinopteri; Cypriniformes; Xenocyprididae. The record is from RefSeq and is a predicted model, not a curated record. Gene Ontology annotation, cellular component: intracellular membrane-bounded organelle; cytoplasm. Gene Ontology annotation, molecular function: iron ion binding; heme binding; oxidoreductase activity, acting on paired donors, with incorporation or reduction of molecular oxygen, reduced flavin or flavoprotein as one donor, and incorporation of one atom of oxygen. The coding region runs from base 363 to 1862 and encodes 499 amino acids. Gene Ontology annotation, biological process: xenobiotic metabolic process. The transcript is spliced from 9 exons.